Molecule: messenger RNA, 795 nt
Organism: Ilyonectria robusta
Lineage: Eukaryota; Fungi; Ascomycota; Sordariomycetes; Hypocreales; Nectriaceae
Exons: 1
Coding region: 230-658 (142 amino acids)
Source: RefSeq, a predicted model, not a curated record
UAUAAGAGGGCCAGUUUAUUUAACGUCAGGUCAUUCUGUAACUUCUCACAUAUCGUCCAAAACUUCUUUGUCUUUUGUAGCAAACUAAAGGCCCUCAAACGCGAACAUUUCCUGGAGUCAAUAAGCGGUCUGCCUCAACAUUUUGGUUCCGUCCCCGAUUCCCCACACAUUAUCGGCGCCGAUCCCGAUCAUCCUCCCGGUUCCGGAGCCGGAUCUACCAACUGCGAAAAUGCGGUUCAGCGGCAACUUUCAGCUCUCAGCGACUAUGCUAGUCACGGCUGCGCUCGUGCUGUCAUCUCUCAUUCUCCAGUCCCUGGCAACACCCAACUCGGGCCUGGCUAGAACCUUCACCGCCCAACACAACCCCCUUGUGCGCCGGGCCGAGGAAGUCGGUUCGGCGUGCGACUCGGAGGGUCAGUGGAACUGCAUGACAAGUUCGUGGCAGCGGUGUGCCAGUGGGCAGUGGAGCGAGGAGAUCCAGUGCGCGGCGGGGACGAGAUGCACUCCGUCGGGCAAGGCGGAUACUUUCGCGGUCGAAUACGAUGAAAAUGGCAAUGGAAAUGGUACCAGUGGUUCAAGUACUGGAACGAGGUCCUCGAAAAGCAAGACGGUGGUGUUGUCUAUAUUCGGAUUAUGGGUGUGCUUAGUUGCUGUCUGAGUAAUUCUUAGGGGGCAUUACGACAUUAAGGUGUGCGCACGAUGCGGCGCUUAGGAGUUCGGGUCAAUAUCCAGCGAGGAGCUUCGUCCUAGCUUGGGACCAUGUCAAUCAAGCAUAGUGCAUCGCCUCUCUUUGGG